AUGGCAGAGGCAGUAGCAUCCAUCCUCACCAUCAUCGCCCUCGCCAAGCCCGUGUCCAUCCUGUCCAAGACCAUCUAUGAAAUAGCCCGCGGAUCAAAAAUCGUCAGGGCGGAUAUGCGAUCCGCGCGACGGCAGCUGAACCUCUUUGUCAACCUAGUCAGGCAUGCCGCCAAGAGCCUUCAGAGGUACAUUGAGGACGGCUCCGCGCCGGCAUCGGCGCGCUGGCUGGCGCAGUACCACGUGCUCGGGGACCUGGCGUCGGAGACCAAGCAUCUGGAGCAAGGCGUGUACCGGCAGCGCGAGAAGAUGCAGCGGCUGCGGAGCUGGACGUGGGACUUUUGGCGGAGCCUACGGUGGAUCCUAAUGCAGCCGGAAUUCGUCAAGUUGCAGCGAAACUUACAGAUGUUUACGGCGCUGCUGAGCUUGGCGUUGACUACUUGUAUGUUUGAGGAAGCUACAGCACAUGAGGGUGCCGCAGACACCGCCGACCUCGCAGGGCUCGCCCUGGUCCUCGGGGAGUGGGGGCCCGGGGACGUUCAGCGGGCGGUGUGCCACCUCGCGACGAGCAUGGUGGAGACAGGGGCGGUGCCGACGACGCAUCCGAAGACGUUUAUCUUCCGAGCGCGCCCGAGGGUGCGGCGCUCGAGCAAUACCGCGUCCGAGGCCGGCUCUGCCGUCACCGGCAACCGAAAACAGUCUGAAGCCGUCACGAGGGGAAACACGCCAAAGGCCGCCACCAGCGGAGACGGGCCGGGCCGCCAGCCUUUCUCCAUCGCCACCGGGGCCGCCAUCGCCACCAACACCGCACACCGUUCGAGGGGAACCGACGGAGGACGGCGUGCUUACGGAGGUGAGCAUCUCCUGCAGGAACCGCGAGCCGCGCCAGUUAUCAAGGCUUCAGGGCACGCCCACGUCUAA
This is a messenger RNA of Parascedosporium putredinis, 918 nucleotides long. NCBI's taxonomy places the organism in Eukaryota, Fungi, Ascomycota, Sordariomycetes, Microascales, Microascaceae. The record is from the annotation of a GenBank genome assembly.